AUGUGUCCACAACUGGAAUCGCUUAGUAGACGUCGUAUGAAGGACCUCAUGUCCAGCAUUGGCGACAAGCCUGGCGUCCAGACACUUGAUCCUACGCCGCACUCAAGUGGCCCGACGUCAGACUGGACUAGAAGUCGGUUUCUUGGCGCAGUCGGCAGGAUCCACGGGAACGACACCUUAUUGGCAACAACUCACACAUCGGGGAACACAACACAAAUGGCAACAAAAGACCCAAAGAUCGAGAAGUUUUCCGGCGAUGACUCCACUGAUGUCAACGACUGGUUGGCGAGACUUGAGCUCCGGUUCCUCAAUCGGAACAUCACAACAGAUAAACUCAAGCUCUCGAAGACUGCAUCUUUAGUUACCGGCGAAGCCUUUCGCUUCUUUGCCUCAACGGUAGCGCCCAUCAGGUCGACCAUCAUGUGGGAGGACUUCCACCAACGCUUCACACAACGCUUCCGAUCUCUUGAGCCCAACCCUUGCGCUCAGCCUAUGAGACACACAAUGCCUGACAUCUCAUCACAACACGUGGUCAAGAACUGCGAUGUCUCAGAACUCCCUGCGCAGGCAUACCAAAGAAACAGCCUAUUUGUAGCCAUUGCUUCAGCAUUGGCAUCAGCGCUCGCCAUCCACUCCAGGACUAGGGUUCCCAAAUCUCCAGGUUCAAGCAGGACUCUCAAGGAAUCGGUGGAGUGGAGUUCAACUGACCUGGAUAAGAUGAAUAACACGGCUGUUGUAUCUAUUAGAUACUUGUCUACCGAGCAUACUAUCAACAGCUAUUCACCUAUAUUCGUCAUAUUGGACAUGGCGCUAUACAUGCCGGUGCUGCUGCGUGGUGCUAUCGGUACUGCCGUGGGUAGUGGUGUCGGCGCCGGAUUGAGGGAAACGAUGGGUGGCGUGAAGAGUGCGUUAGGCGGUGAUAACACUAUGUUAGGCAAAGCUACCGGUGCUGUUACGGGAGUGAUUGGACAGGGUGCCGCAGUUGGUGAUAAAGUGUCUACGGUGCCGGAAAAGAUUUACUUGGAAAAGGCACUGGAUCAGGUUCAUAUGGUGGUCCAACCGGUAGUGUUUUUGGUGGAAAUGGGGGUCCAUUAAACUUUGGCUUUAAAUAAAUGACCAUGUACUAAUCAGAAUUUAACUUGUUAAGUUUAUGGUGC
Molecule: messenger RNA, 1157 nt
Organism: Oppiella nova
Lineage: Eukaryota; Metazoa; Arthropoda; Arachnida; Sarcoptiformes; Oppiidae
Source: the annotation of a GenBank genome assembly